Trichomycterus rosablanca is the source of this 5012-nucleotide messenger RNA. RefSeq names its product flotillin 1b (gene flot1b). The coding region runs from base 126 to 1403 and encodes 425 amino acids. Gene Ontology annotation, cellular component: flotillin complex; plasma membrane; cytoplasmic vesicle. Lineage: Eukaryota; Metazoa; Chordata; Actinopteri; Siluriformes; Trichomycteridae. Gene Ontology annotation, biological process: positive regulation of cell-cell adhesion mediated by cadherin; positive regulation of endocytosis; protein localization to plasma membrane. The record is from RefSeq and is a predicted model, not a curated record. The transcript has 13 exons.
CCUGUGUUUGCUUUAGAUACAAACAGCACCAGGAUUUAUUACUGUGUGGUCCCAAAGGUUUCCCGUCGGCGGUUCAUUUAUUGUUGCAUUUUCGCGGUAAGCACACAGUUUAAUUCUGUCUGGAGAUGUUCUACACGUGUGGUCCCAAUGAGGCCAUGGUUGUCUCAGGCUGUGGCCGCUCCCCACCUGUUAUGAUUGCUGGUGGAAGAAUCUUUGUAGUUCCUUGCAUUCAGCAGAUUCAGAGAAUAUCUCUGAAUACUCUGACUCUCAAUGUGAAGAGUGAUAAAGUCUACACCAGGCAUGGCGUACCCAUCUCGGUGACUGGCAUUGCACAGAUGAAGAUCCAGGGCCAGAAUAAGGAGAUGUUGGCUGCAGCCUGUCAGAUGUUCUUAGGCAAAACUGAGAAUGAGAUUUCUCAGAUUGCUCUGGAGACACUGGAGGGCCAUCAGAGAGCCAUCAUUGCUCAUUUGACUGUUGAGGAGAUCUAUCAGGAUCGUAAGAAGUUUUCAGAGCAGGUGUUUAAGGUGGCUUCUUCUGACUUGGUCAAUAUGGGCAUUGGUGUAGUCAGCUACACUCUUAAAGAUGUUCACGAUAACCAGGACUACCUUAACUCCCUGGGUAAAGCUCGUACAGCUCAAGUGCAGAGAGACGCUCGCAUUGGAGAGGCACAGUACAAGAGAGACGCAGUCAUCCGGGAAGCCCAUGCCACGCAGGAAAAGGUGUCGGCACAAUACAAGAAUGAGAUUGAGAUGGCGAAAGCCCAGAGAGACUACGAGUUGAAGAAGGCUGCCUAUGACAUGGAAGUCAACAGUAAGAAAGCAGAGUCCGAAAUGGCCUAUCAGCUUCAGGUGGCUAAGACGAAGCAGCGGAUUGAGGAGGAAAAGAUGCAAGUUCAGGUGGUGGAGCGCACACAGCAGAUCACUCUGCAAGAGCAGGAGAUCACCCGCCGAGAAAAGGAGCUGGAGGCCAAGGUCAAGAAACCAGCUGAAGCUGAGAAAUACAAGCUGGAGAAACUUGCAGAGGCUGAAAGGCUGCAGUUGAUCAUGGAGGCAGAAGCUGAGGCUGAAUCCAUUAGGAUGAAGGGCGAGGCAGAGGCUUUCGCUCUGGAGGCCAAGGGCCGCGCUGAGGCUGAGCAGAUGGCCAAGAAGGCUGAGGCUUUCAAACAGUACAAGGAGGGAGCCAUGGUGGAUAUGCUGCUGGAGAAACUGCCACUGAUAGCGGAGGAGAUCAGCAAGCCGCUCGCAGCAGCUCAGAAGGUCACCAUGGUGUCCAGCGGAGGUUCUGAGGUGGGAGCCGCCAAACUGACCGGAGAGGUUCUGGAUAUUAUGACCCGUCUGCCCAUGACCGUGGAGAAACUGACUGGAGUCAGCAUCUCUCAGGCAACCUCUACUCGCAUGGGCUAAACAAGAACCCCAACAUCGUGGAUGCUGCCCUCACCUGACCAACAUCUCAAUGUGUAACUGCAUGACUGUUUAUUUCCUGGAGCCUUAUGUUAGUGGUAGAAUUUGUGGGGGUUUGCUAAACCUCCAUUUUUAACAAGCCUUUUACAUCGUUCAGCACGAGACAUUUUAAUUUUGUAUGAAAAUUUGUUGUUACUUGUUUUUGAAUAGUCUAUAUCUAUAAAAUAAGCAUGUAGCUGCUACAAGGUCUGUUAUUGGAAACCUUAAGUGCAUUUUGGGCAACAAACAAGUGAUGCGCACAUAGUUACUGUUAUUACUUUCUGUGCAAACUACUCUUUGCUUUACAAAGGUCAAUACUUGUUUAACUGGUUUAAUAGGACAAAAAAAAAAAAAGCUUUUAUUCUCCGACCAUCCAGAGCAAGAGGAUCUUAGUCUUAUUGAAUCAAUGAGUUAAAGCUUGUAAGCGAUUUUCAACUUUAGGUGGAACAUGGGAUCAACAAACCCCCUCUAGCCCAAGUAACAGCCUGGCUGGGGGGUUUCGCACAUCGCUUUCUAUAAUGUGAAAACGUUGAAGGAAGUUCAUGCGUUAAACAAGUAUUCUGAUGUGUAAAGUCUGACGUGUGAAUGAAGUCCUGAAACCAAUGUGAUUGCUCAUCCUCCCUAGUAAUAGCUGUUAUACUGUUAAAACAAAUCUUCUGCAUGCUGUACUAUUCUAUCUUUAUUAAAUCAUUUAGAAACCAAACCGAAGCAACUACAAAGAACUUUGGAAAGCCGAAAUUUGAUUUUGCAGACUGAGUGAAGGAAAUGCGUGUGUGGAAGGAGUUGUGAGGGGUACAGAGAGGAAGGGGUUGAAGGUUGCCACAUCUAAGUGAAGUUUGUUAAAUGUAGGUCAAGCAUCAACACUGUGGUUGACAGUUUCUCUGUAGAUGAACAGCAGAGGUGGGAGAGUUACUAAAAAUGUACUCGAUUAAAUCCUGUUGCUCUCAAGAAGUAACAAAGAAAGUAAAAAUGACUUAAUUUCUAAUUCAGAAAUAAUUUUGUAGUGAUCUCUUGAAUUAAAUAUUUGUAGGAAUGUAUUUAAUUAAUUACAACAACAGAGUGGCAUUGAUGUAAGGUACCCAUAUGACUGAACCUACAAUAGUGCCAAACGCUCCUCCUGGUGGAGACAGUUACAUUUUUUAUACUGCAUCAUAUUUUUGUUCAUUUAUUAGUCUUCAUUGGGCAUUUUUAAUAGCCAUUACUUUCAAAACCUACAAAAGGGACUAAAAUCUUGGGUUUCAUCAAGGGCCACAGCCUGAGUAAACAUGUGCUAAUUAAGUACCAGUAGAUGUUCUCAGUAAAAUGAACAUUCUAAAUUUGAUUUGUUAAAAUUAUGCUAUGGGUAAAACACGCUAGCACACCAGAGCUGAGAUUUCAAACACAUCGUUUUGAGUCUCAGCUCUGCCAUCUGAUGGGCUGGGUGGCACAUGAACAUUGAUUGGCUGUUGUUCAUACAGGGUGGGGAGCAGGACCAGGGCUCCUCAUAACUGAUGCAAUUACGACCUCUGCUGGCUGAUUGAGGUGCCUGCACAGAGUCGAGGAAUAAUGCAUUGACCAGGGUGUGGCUCUCCGUACACAAAGCUGAUCCGCAUAUGAACUCGCCUCAUGCAGGUGAAAAGAUGCAGUCGGUACUGCACACGUGUCGGAGGGGGUGUGUGUCGGUUGCGGCGCUCCUCAGCCACCGGUGGAGGGUAGUAUUGGUAGAGGGGAAGCGUUAAGCAAUCAGGGUAAUUGGAUACGACUAGAUUGGGGGGGGAAAUUGCAAAAACAAAAUUACACUGUUUAUUACCUCGACUCAAAAUAAUUCACCACCUCUGUAUGUUUGACACUGCCAUGAAUGCUUAAACAGAUUUUAUAGUCAGCGUAAAUUAACCGAAUGUGUUUGUUGAUCUAAAAUAAUACAUUUAUAUUUAGAAGUAGACAAGUAGUUACUAUAUACCUGUUAGUUAGAGAACCUAGUUUCAUGUAUAUGUGAAUUUCUAGUUAAUUGUGGGGCUUUGUAUUUUUUUUCCUUUGUUAAAAGUCAGAAAUCCAAAUGCAGCUCUAAUCUCAGCCUUAUGUUAUCACUAAGUGCCUGAAUGCACAUUUCUCAGUUUUGGACCAGUUACUAGUUUUAAGCCUGGUUGGGACAUCUGCUUUACAGAACUUUGGGUGAAAUGUUUUCUUUUGAUGAUGAUGAUGAAGAUAAAUCAUGCAAUCACUUGGCAGUGAACUGUUUAGGUCAUGUUGGACCAGACAGAAUCUUUAGUGAGAUUAUAUUCAGGGGGGAUCUUUGUAAAAUGGGCUGUGAUGGCUAUGAAUUGCACCUAAAACAGGCUAAACACUUUGUUAAAACCUUUGUGAAACUUGUCCCUGUUGAAUGCCAUAGGAGUUUUAGCCAUAAUUGUUAGUAAGCAACUUUUACAAUCAAUUAGUAAACAAUCUUAAAACCGAAUGUUUUAAAAUACUUACCAUCGGGGGCCCAGAUGGCACAGCAGGAUAUUCCUCUUGCACACCAGCACCAAGUUUCUGAACUCCUCGGUUCGAAACUCGGUGUUGCCUCCGGUCGGCUGGGCGCCAUCUAGCGGGCAUAAUUGGCAGUGCCUGCAGCAGAUACUAAUUGGCCACCGUAUCUGCAGGGUGGGGGCCGGACUAUGUGUGGGUGGAUGGGUCAUACGCCGUGUAAGGACCCUGAUUGGCGGAAGAGAUGCAUGUGCAGAAUGCAGGGGCGAGAAGAGGAGGGCUGUGCACGUGUCGGAAGAGGCGUGUACAGCGACAUUCUCUCCUCGGAUGCAAUCUGGUAUCUCUCAGCAGCAGAAGACAAAAUUGAGUGCUCUAAAUCGGGAGGAAAAUGGGGAGAAAAUGCAUAAAAAAAUAAUAAAACCGUACCAUCGUAUUCACUUCUCUUUGGGGUGUUUUAAUACUUCUUGCAUUGUUUCCUCAUGAGUAUCAGUACAACUUGUGUUCAUAUUUUUUGACCAUAGCUGCCAAGUCCAUUAGCUUAUAUUUCUUUCAAUACUAAGCUACAGAUUUGUUUUACUGCAUUUCACCAGUUCUCCACACUCGUGAGACACGACUUUACACUGAACCAAUCAUUUUUACUCUCAAGCUGCAUCACUUUACAUGCAUGAUUUUAACAGGUGAGCGUUGUUUGCAAGGCACACCAGUAAUUCCUGGCUUUGUCCCGAAUGCCAUCCAGUGCACUGCAUAGUGUAUUACCUAUUAAUAGUAGGUAAUUAAUUUGAGUUCUUGUUGUGGAUUGGAAUGCAGCCUGUUUUAAUCAUUACCUCUGCUUCAAGUGCUGCUUUUCUGUAAAGACAGACUGGCUUAAAGGUGGUUGGGAACGACGUCUCACUAAGAUAGAGCAAACUAAAUCAGCCAAAGUUUUCUACACGAUUUUCACCUCAGGCCUUUGUUCUUGUUAGAGAUGAGCCUGGCUCUGCAUGCCGUCUAAGGUCAAUCAAAUGUUCGUCAUGUCUGUUUUUUGAUGUACUAACUUGUACCCUUUUAUAUAUCUAAUCUAAUCCAGGACAAAUGAAUAUAUCCAAUUGUAACCUCAUGUUAUUAUGAAAAUAAAGAACACUCAAUAAUUGA